Saccoglossus kowalevskii is the source of this 1359-nucleotide messenger RNA. Its product is annotated as proteasome subunit alpha type-6. The record is from RefSeq and is a predicted model, not a curated record. Gene Ontology annotation, cellular component: proteasome core complex; proteasome core complex, alpha-subunit complex. Lineage: Eukaryota; Metazoa; Hemichordata; Enteropneusta; Harrimaniidae. Gene Ontology annotation, biological process: ubiquitin-dependent protein catabolic process.
GUGCUAAACAAUAUGGCUGAAUUCUGUCAUUUGGUGUAAUUAAAAUUGUAUUUAAUCAUUUUCUUGAGUACAUGAUCACUCAUAUUCACUCGUCGGUGUAGAAAUUGACAAUCUAGAUAUCAACAUUAACAAUUAUACAAUUCUUAGCAAACCUUUCCCAAUAAUCUUUGUCUUGAGAGUUGUGUGUUGAGUAAAGAAAGUUCCACCAACAUACGCUAUUCACUGCAGAAGACGAAAUCGCUGGACUACCCGAAUUUUGCAACAUGUCCCGUGGCAGCAGUGCUGGAUUUGAUCGACACAUAACUAUAUUUUCGCCAGAGGGAAGGUUAUACCAAGUUGAAUAUGCAUUCAAAGCAAUCAAUCAAGGAGGUCUGACAUCAGUGGCAAUCAGGGGAGUAGACUCAGCUGUUGUAGUGACGCAAAAGAAAGUUCCAGACAAAUUAUUGGAUGCUUCCACUGUCACUCAUUUAUAUCACAUUACAGAUGGUAUUGGGUGUGUUAUGACAGGGCUUGUUGCUGACAGUAAAUCACAAGUACAUCGUGCUAGAUAUGAAUCUGCCAAUUGGAAAUACAAAUAUGGUUACAACAUACCAGUUGACAUGCUGUGUAAAAGAAUAUCUGAUGUUUCACAAGUAUAUACACAGAAUGCUGAGAUGAGACCAUUAGGCUGCAGUAUGAUUUUAAUCGGUAUGGAUGACGAGUUUGGACCUCAAAUUUAUAAGACUGAUCCUGCAGGCUAUUAUUGCGGAUACAAAGCAACCAGUGUGGGUGUGAAACAGACUGAAGCUAAUAGUUUCCUUGAAAAGAAGAUCAAGAAAAAAUUAGAAUGGACAUUUGAACAAACAGUACAGACUGCCAUAACAUGUCUUUCCACUGUACUAUCUGCUGAUUUCAAACCGUCUGAAAUUGAAAUAGGAGUAGUGACUAAGGACAACCCUAAAUUCAGGAUUUUAACUGAACCAGAAAUUGAUGUACACCUCGUAGCCAUUGCAGAAAGAGAUUAAAUACACUAUAUUACGUUCACUAAAAUUUUGUCAAUAUUUCAUCUGACAUUUAACCCCACCACAUAACAUACGAGAAAUAUUCACUGAGUUUGAUUUUAGCCGAUUUGUUUUUGUAUAGAAUGCUCACUAUUUUUUUACAUUCAGUUUUGCGAAGGAAACUAUACAUUCUAUGAUUGACUUAGCUAUAAGCGAAAUAAGUAAAAAUAAAACCCAGUGAAUAAUAAAUCCUUUCAAAAUAUGAAGUCUGCCUGUCAAUGUCUAUUGUUGGAUUAAUGUUCUUAUCACAGAGAUUUAUGAUUCCUUGUAUGUUGUAUAAAUGUUUUGGUGAUCAAUAAACUUUGUGUUUCCAACCUUU